UGCCUCACUUGCCUACCCUGACCGGAUGUCACUGUGUUAUCGAGUCUUCAUUUAGCAUUGAAUGUGCGUUUGUAAUGCAGGUUAUCGUGGACACGUCAGUUCCUUCUUCACCGGUUUGUUAUUCUGUGGAGAUGGAUGUCUACCUCGGCCAAACAGAACUUUCAGGGCCAUCUUUUUUAUCGUUGUCUGGACCCUCCAGCAGACUCCAAGAUAGUCCCUCAUCCUUAUUGGAGAGCAAAGGUUUUGACUCCAGCAUCCUCGACUUCUGGGCUGCUUCUGGUUUGGUGCCCCAGACCGAUGACAUAUGCCAGGAAGCGACUGCGACUUCCUGGGCAUCGUGCGACAGCCUGCUCAAAGAGUCUGAAGACCUCGAGCUCUGCGAUGCCUCGCUUGCUUUGUGCGCUACACGCCAACUGAGGAGGAAAAAAGCUCGCAUGCAGCUUCACCUGACCCCACGCGCCUCCUCUGACCCACCUGCUGCCUUUCUCCAUCCCCUCCAAAAAGACAUUGUGGACUAUCACUCCCCUGCGCAGGAGCAAGAUACUGCCAAACCACUGCUGGCUCACAACCACAAUAUGAAAAACUUUUUGACUCUGUCCGAGGAGAAUCUUCUGAUGUCAAUAGAAGAAGCAACAGAGGACACUUUGCAUUUCACCAAAAACAACUCGGACAGCGGUCGGGACUCGCCUACGACCACCUCAACAUUCUCAAACACCCAGAGCACCUCAUGUAGCAGUUGGUGGGAUCACGCUGACGAUAAAUACCACCGUGAGCUGGAGUAUUUGACUUUCGAGCCACAUUCCGGUCCUUCCCAAUGCGAGGCAAAACUCAAUCGAUGUCCAUCUGUACUUUCUGUGGACUCUGUGGCCGGCACCUUCCUGCCGAGUCCUUCCCCUGACUCGACAAGAUGCUCCUCCACCACGCGCAUCGGCAUCGCUCGAGGUCGGCCCAGCUGGCUGCUUCCUCCCUGGGUGUUGUGCGUGAUCUACCCUCUCGUGGCUGCGCUGAUCGCAGCAUGCCUGGUUCUCGUCGGAAUCUACGGCAGCUUCUUCUCCAGAACGGUUGUCCUCAUGUGGCUCGUAUCCGCGCUCUCUGCCUUCCUCGCCUCUGCUCUCCUGCUGGAACCUCUCAAGGUGUGCAUUCAGGCCUUGAUCUGCACCGCCAUUUGGCGACCUGUGGAUCCAGAGGUGGAGGACCAACUUGCCCAGGAGACCACAGUGGCGAGAUCAUUAUUAGAAGAGGGUGGGAAGGUUCGACCACCCUGCGGCUACGGACUGCUGCAGGCUAAAGAGGAGGCUCGGAAAGUCCGUGCGCUGAAGUCACUCAUGAGGCAUUGUGCGUUCCAGCUGCUAUUUCUGUUGCUGGUGCUCAUGGUGAACUACCAGGACAGUGUGGAAAGAAGGCAGGGCAGGCAGUUGCACUCGGCUGUUGGGCGCCAGCUUCACACCGCUCCGUUGGGCAGCCCAAAUCUAACAUCUAUCAGAAACUGUUUAGAUGCCGGGCAGUGGAUGAACAGCACCUUGGUGACAUACCUGCACCAAAACCCGCUGCUCCGCCUUGUGGGGUCGCCACGUCUCUUGUACGCGCACACACUGGGCCAGAGGCAGGUCACGCUUGGAAACAGCAGCGUGGCGACACAUCGAGCCCUGGCCGAGCUACAUAUGGGAGGCCUUUGCAUGAAGCAGCUCAAAAGCCUCUCUUUGGAUUUUACGCAGUACCACAGAGAGUCGAGGUUAUGUCUAUGUCUAUCCAUCCAACUCGAUUGGACCCAAAGAAUCACUUCCUCCCUCUCAAUCUACCCGCUCCUCAUCCCAUCGUCUCAUGAAGGCUUAGACCUCCAUCUGGCCCUGACGGUUUUCCUUCUCGGUUCUGCUCUCCUCAUAUUAAUUGGGGAAUUGCGGUCGAUGGCGAGUGAGCGUGCUCAGUAUCCGUCUCAAGGCAAACACUGGCUCCAGCUUCUGUUGGCCGCAUUGUCUUUGGCGACAAGUGUGCUCCAUCUCUGUUUUCGCGCUCAGGCCACUUCCUGUGUUUCCCAGCUGCGGGCACAGCCUGACAGCUUCGUCAACUUCCAUGGCGCUGCUCGACUGGCUCAGAAGUCUUCUCAAUGUGCGGCUGUCUUACUGACUUUCCUGGUCCUAAAGCUGUUGGGAACAUUAAGAUUUGUGCGCAGGUGGGUCGUGAUCAUCAGAGUCCUGAACAGAGCUUGGAAGGAGUUGUGGACCUUAAGUUUCCUCUUAAUGCUGCUGAUUUUGUUCAGUACUCACCUCGGGAAAACGCUCUUCUCGCAGUCCGUGGAAGGCUUUUUGUCGAUGCAUCAGGUUUUUGUGUCGUUGAUGUCCAUUGUGCGUGGUCGGCUUGGCCUCCAAAGACUAUGCAGGGUCCAUCCUGUUCUCGGCCCUCUGUAUGGCUUACUCCUGACGGCUGCAGGUGUCUGGCUUUUGGCUAAACUCUUUGGGGCUGUUCUCAUUCGGGCGUACAGGUACUGUCCAACAUUUGUGAUUGUCUUUCCUUCCUGAGAAAUGGCCAAAGCAACUGAAACGACAUUUGAAUGGCUUCUAAAUUAUUAUAGAGUGGUUCUAAUUUCCAAUUAGAUGUCAGAUUAUGAACCACCUGUCCAUAAUUUAUAAUGUGGACCAUAAAAA
Molecule: messenger RNA, 2642 nt
Organism: Hippocampus comes (tiger tail seahorse)
Lineage: Eukaryota; Metazoa; Chordata; Actinopteri; Syngnathiformes; Syngnathidae
Exons: 13
Coding region: 75-2516 (813 amino acids)
Biological process (GO): calcium ion transport
Cellular component (GO): plasma membrane
Molecular function (GO): monoatomic cation channel activity
Source: RefSeq, a predicted model, not a curated record